This is a messenger RNA of Calliphora vicina (urban bluebottle blowfly), 4781 nucleotides long. RefSeq names its product strawberry notch (gene sno). The record is from RefSeq and is a predicted model, not a curated record. The coding region runs from base 582 to 4754 and encodes 1390 amino acids. Gene Ontology annotation, biological process: regulation of DNA-templated transcription. Gene Ontology annotation, cellular component: nucleus. Lineage: Eukaryota; Metazoa; Arthropoda; Insecta; Diptera; Calliphoridae. Gene Ontology annotation, molecular function: chromatin DNA binding; histone binding. The transcript is spliced from 13 exons.
UUUUUCAUUUGUGCGGUAAUUUUUUAACUGGUUGGAUGUGCCAGCGGGAAUUUGUGAUAUAAAAAAAACGUGCGGUAAAAAGAAGAAAAAAUACAAAUAAAAACGAAUAUAUAGUUGGAAAAAAGCAACAACAAUUGAAAAUAAUACAAGUGAAUGGAGUAGCAAUAAAUAUAUAAAAACAAAAAGAAAAAAUAUUAACAAACAAAAGUUAAAAAAAUAAUUAUUGGCAAACAAAAUACAAAAAGAAACCAAACAUAGAAGUCAGUAGAAUAGAAAUUUCUACAUAUUGACUUUGUUUAUUAAAGCAAAGAAUUUGAAACAAAAAAAAUUUUUAAAGAAAUAAAAACAAUAGUCAUCAUCUAGCUAACAUUAUUCUUAGUGAAAAAUUGUGUUAACAAAUAAGCAUUAAGUUGGAAAACCCACAAGGGUUUUAAGAAAAUAUAAAAAAAAAUAAUACAAUUUAGCUCAAGUCUGGGUUUUAGUGAUAAAAAUUUGUGGCCGAUUAUAAAUCCUAGCAACAAAUUGUUGUUUCCCCCAAAAGUUUUAAACUUUUCAGGCAGCAAAAUUAAUAAUAUUAUAAAAUGACUUCCACAAAACGUUCAAACGUUGAUUUUGACGGGGUCGAAGAUUUUGAUGAAGAUUCCGGUUCAGAUUUCGAUGAAGAUGAAGAUCCAGAUAAAAUAGAAGUGCCAGGAGGUGGUCGUGACUUACAAACAGCUGUCACUUACGCUAAAAAUAGCACCAUACAAAAACAGGGUCACAGCAACAGUAAUUCAUUACUAAUAACAAAUCAGCCAGGAGCAGUCUCAGCUCCCAGAAUAAAUAAUAAUAUGCCGAAAAAGACAGCAGCUUCAUCCUCUGUGAGCAUGGGCAUGGGUUAUGAUUCUCAACCGUCUUCCACCAAUUCCGCCAACAGCGGUUUAUCCACACAGUCCAAAAUCAACGCCAUGGUAUUGCAAAAGAUUCAGGCUUUGGUGGCGGCCAAUCCACAGUUUUUAACCAGUGGUAUACCAAAUCAAUUACUGUCACAAUUGCUAAUGCAGCCAAUGAAGGUUACCACACCCGUAAUGCAGCAUGAAGAGGAUGAGGCGGAUUAUGAAGAAAUGGGUGUAGCCGAAACUUAUGCCGAAUAUUGGCCAGCCAAAUUAAAAUUGGGUAAAAAGCAUCCCGAUCCCGUGGUGGAAACUGCUUCCUUAUCAUCCGUAGAACCCUGUGAUGUUUACUAUAGAUUGUCCAUACCUCAGGACACCAUACAAAGCGGCCAAUUGAGUGCUUUGCAAUUGGAGUCCAUCACAUAUGCCUCGCAGGCCCAUGAUCAUCUAUUGCCCGAUGGCAAUCGUGCUGGUUUUCUUAUUGGCGACGGUGCUGGUGUGGGUAAAGGCAGAACUAUAGCGGGCAUUAUCUAUGAGAAUUAUAUGAAAGGACGCAAAAAAGCUUUAUGGAUUUCGGUAUCAAAUGAUUUGAAAUAUGAUGCCGAAAGAGAUUUGGGAGAUAUUGGGGCAGCCAAAAUCGAAGUGCAUGCCUUAAAUAAGUUUAAAUAUGCCAAAAUCAAUUCGGAUAUUAAUAACAAUUGUAAAAAAGGUGUUAUAUUUAGCACUUACUCUGCUUUAAUUGGAGAAUCGAAUAAUAAGACUGGUAAAUACAAAUCAAGACUUAAGCAACUGCUGCAAUGGUGCGGCGAAGACUUUGACGGGCUAAUAGUGUUUGAUGAAUGUCACAAGGCCAAAAACUUGUGUCCCGUGGGCUCCGGCAAGGCCACCAAAACCGGUCUAACGGUAUUAGAUUUACAAAAUAAAUUGCCCAAAGCUAGAGUGGUUUAUGCUUCAGCUACGGGUGCUUCUGAACCUAAAAAUAUGGCCUAUAUGGUGCGUUUGGGUUUGUGGGGCCAGGGUACAGCAUUUCCUACAUUUAAUGACUUCAUAAUGGCUGUGGAGAAAAGAGGUGUGGGAGCUAUGGAAAUUGUUGCCAUGGACAUGAAAUUGAGAGGCAUGUACAUUGCCAGACAGCUAAGUUUCCAUGGUGUUACUUUUAAAAUCGAGGAAGUCUCGCUGUCUAAAGAGUUUCGCAAAAUUUACGAUGAAUCUGUGGAUUUGUGGGUAGAGGCCAUGAAAAAGUUUACCGAGGCUGCUGAAUUAAUUGAUGCCGAAAGUCGCAUGAAAAAGACCAUGUGGGGUCAAUUUUGGUCUUCCCAUCAAAGAUUCUUUAAAUACUUGUGUAUAGCGGCCAAAGUAAAUCAUGUAGUGCAGGUGGCCCGUGAAGCCAUUAAAUAUGGCAAAUGUGUGGUCAUAGGUUUGCAGUCCACGGGUGAGGCACGCACACUCGAACAAUUGGAAAGAGAAGAUGGUGAAUUAACCGAUUUUGUCUCAACUGCCAAGGGCGUCUUUCAAUCUCUGGUGGAAAAACAUUUCCCUGCCCCCGAUCGCAAUCGUAUCAAUCGCAUUCUAGGCUUCACCACCGUUCCCUCUGAAGAUAAAAAGUCCUCUUUACAGUCCAUUAUAGCUGAAGUUACAGCUGCUAAAAAUAAAAUUAAAGAAGAACCACCCUCCUCCUCUGCCAAUAAACGUAAAUCCUCGCGCCAGGAAAUACGCACCAAUAAAAAAUCACGCAAUAACACGUGGCAUGAUUCCGAUGAUGAUAACGAUUCACAAAAUGAAUCGGGCAAGGAAUCCGACUACAAACAAUCCAAUUCCGAAUCAGAAGAAUCUGAUGCGGGCAAUCAUAGUGACAGCUAUGAAUCCUCCGACUUUAAUCCCUUCUGCAGUGGCUCAGAUUCCGAUAAUGAUCCCUGGUUGGCACGAGCCAAAAAGAAGAAAUUGAAAAAGAAGACAAAAGCUAAGGAAUCCACAGCCUCCAAUAAUAAUAGUGUCAAUAACAAUAACAACAACAACACAAAUAACACCUCCAGUACCACCACAAUUAACAACAACAACAACAUUGUCUCCUCAACCGAUUUGGCUGUUACAGUAUCGCCGCCCAAAAAGAAACCUCCCCAGUCUACGCAAGACAAAAUCCAAGAUUUAUUGCAAAAGAAACAAGAACUCAAGGGCACAGUUACCCAAAUUGGUGUACACGGUGUACGCUUGAACUAUGGCCCUCCACCCAAAGAUGCCAUUGAGAGAGCCUGUUCCAUGAAGGAGGAAUUAUUGCGUAAAAUUGAAAUGUUGGGUGAUCGCUUGCCGCCCAACACUCUGGAUCAGUUGAUCGAUGAAUUGGGCGGACCCGACAAUGUGGCCGAAAUGACGGGUCGCAAGGGUAGAGUGGUACAGUCCGAUGAUGGCUCCAUACAAUAUGAGUCACGCUCUGAACAAGAUGUUCCUCUAGAAACUUUAAAUAUCACCGAAAAACAAAGAUUCAUGGAUGGCCUAAAGGAUGUGGCCAUUAUAUCCGAGGCCGCUUCCAGUGGUAUUUCGUUGCAAAGUGAUAGACGUGUGCGCAAUCAACGUCGUCGUGUCCACAUAACCCUCGAAUUACCCUGGUCAGCUGAUCGUGCUGUACAACAGUUUGGUCGUACUCAUCGUUCGAAUCAGGUCAAUGCACCCGAGUAUAUAUUUUUGAUCUCCGAUCUGGCGGGUGAACGACGUUUCGCCUCCACCGUGGCCAAGCGUUUGGAAUCUUUGGGCGCUUUAACACAUGGCGAUCGUAGGGCCACUGAGACGCGUGAUUUGUCCCAAUUCAAUAUCGACAACAAAUAUGGCCGUACGGCUUUAGAAACUGUGAUGAAAACAAUAAUGGGCUAUGAACAGCCUUUGGUACCACCACCCACCGAUUAUCAUGGUGAUUUCUUUAAGGAUAUUGCUGGCGCUUUGGUGGGUGUGGGCAUUAUUGUGAAUAGUGAUUCGAAUCCGGGCAUUUUAAGUUUGGACAAGGACUACAAUAAUAUAUCAAAGUUUUUGAACAGAAUAUUGGGCAUGCCGGUGGAAUUGCAAAAUCGCCUGUUUAAAUAUUUCACCGACACCCUGACGGCCAUUAUACAUCAGGCCAAAAAGGGAGGACGUUUCGAUUUGGGUAUUUUGGAUUUGGGUGCCGCUGGCGAAAAUGUUACCCGUGUCAAAUUGGUGCGUUUCUUGCGCAAACAUGCCACCGGCAAAGCGCCCACUGAAUUACAUACCGUGCGCGUAGAAAGAGGCAUGAUUUGGCAGGAGGCUAUUGACAAAUACGCCGAUUUGAUUAGCAACAAUGACGGUUUCUAUUUGUCCCAUCAAGUACGCAACAGCAAACGUACCGCCAUCUUAGCCGUAGAAAUUGAAGCACCAACUGUGCCACCACAACAACAACUGACUAACAAAAAGAAAGAUAAAACAGCCAGCAAAAAAGAUAUUAUGUUCCAAAUCUAUAGACCCAAUACAGGUCUACAAGUGCGCCACGAAUCUUUGGCCGAAAUCGAAAAGAAAUACAAAAAAGUGGGCAUGACAGAGGCCGAAACGCACUGGACUCAGCAAUACGAUGCUUCGGUUAACACAUGCUCUCAUGCCUAUUGGAAUGGCAAUUGUCGUAAUGUUAAUAUGGGCUCUGAAUGUGAGGUGGGUUUACGUCAACGUUUGUAUUAUGUUUUAUCCGGUUCGGUUUUAUCGGUCUGGACUAGAGUAGAACAAAUAUUGUCCAUGCGUAAUGCCAACAGUAAAAUGCAAGUUAUACGCAUGAAAACCACUGAGGGUGAGAAAAUUGUUGGUACUUUAAUACCAAAAUCAUGCCAUGAAUUGCUUUUGCAAGAUCUUAAGUCUGAUGCUGAGAAAGUCGAAGAAGUUAACUUUUAAGAGAGAGGAAAAUUUAUUUAAAUUUUU